GCAUUUCGAAGGGGUUCUGGCACUGUUUCAGCAGCAGCCAGUUGUGUUGGCUCAGUGAACCCGGGGGGUUGGUUUAGCUCCUCUUCCGACCAGCCAUGCGCCUCUAUGCCCCGGCUAAGCCAUCAACGUCGACCGGGGAAGAAGAUGGCAGACGGCAAGAGCAGGACCCCUCCUCAUCCUCAUUCCAGCACGAGGACAAGAUCUACCACCAUCACCACCACUUCGACUCUCGACCAGCGGAGCUGACACGCCGAUCCAUCGAGAACAACAACGACCCGCGACUCGACGACAAAUUGCAGUUGAUGAAUUCCCAACGACUCGACGACAAGGCUCAUCAGCAGCCUUCUCUCCACCCACCACGACUUGACGACAAGAUUCUUAUCUCGAAUGGUCCUCCUCCUCCUCCUCCUCCAGCGCUGAGCGACGACCCUACUGCGUCCGUAGUCGUCGAUCCAGUCAUAUCGACGACGAAAAAGUCGUCGCCACCUGCAAAGACGACGCCUACGCCGCCCAUGACGGCGCCCACGACAGCAACGACCACCACCACAUCUCAGAACGGACCCAAUUCCAUAGACUACAGCAGUCCGCCGCUUCUAGAGAACGGGACGGACAGUCUCAGGUCCCUGGAUAGUAUCCCCUGGAAUCUGGAAGGGACGGAGACCAUCAUAAAAAACGGGUCAAAAACGUCCAUAAAAAACGGAUCCGUUUCGACCGAAGAAGAUGAACUCAAAAAACUCAGAGAAGAAAACAAGAAGCUGAAGGCUGCUCUAGAAGAGGCAGCUGAAGUAAAACGGCAAUGGCGACAGUACCACGAUGAGCGCCAAGGAUACGUCCAGCGCCUCCUCACCACCAUUCAUGAACUCCAGCACGCCCACUCGUCCGCAGCUCCCUCUCCUAGGCAGCUCGACGGAGAGGGAGGUUCGGGAGGCCAGGAGGGCGAGGUCCGGAGGCUGAGGGAGGCGCUGACGAGGCUGCAGGCAGACCACCACGAGCACGUCCAACUCCUGGAGAUGCAGGUUCGCGCCCACCGCGACGACUGGGAAGCCGAGCGGAGUGAGAAGAGGUCGGCAGAGACCGCUCUCGCCGAGACGGAGGCCAGGGCAGCUCUCCUCCUGCAGGAACUUCAGCUUCUUCAGGCUAAGUUAGCUGACAGCGAGAGCAAGAGGGGAUUGUGCUGGCGUUGCCUUUGCCCCAGGACCGACUUCAACAACCACAGGAGCGGGUCCAACAGCGCCCCCAGGACACCCCAGGCUUCCCCCAUACCUGCCCCUGGAGGAGGAGCGUCUCCUGCGCCAGUCAUUCCUUCGGCUCCUCCUCCAGAUAAUCCUCCAGUUCCUUUGAAGGGGUGGAUUCCCGUGUCGAUGUUACAUCAAAUUGCCUUCAGCGGAGCGACGCCGGAACACCAGACGCCUGUCGUUCAGAGCCAGUCUCACCCACAACAACCCAAUCGGACGUAUGCCCCCGUACAACCGCAAAACUUACAGAAUCAUCAACAGCAACAUAUGCACCAGUCACAACCUCAACAGCAACAGCAGAAAUCUUACCAGCAGCAGUCACAGCAGCAGCAGCAGCAGCAGAGCCAAGUAAAGCAGCAUCUGCAAGUUCAGCCACAGCCAAGGCAACAGCAACAUCAAAUACAGAGCCAGCAGCAACGACAGUCUAAUCUGAACUGCAUGCCAAAGCCAGUUCCUCUGUCAUCUGCAGGCAGCAAUGACAACUCAGCAGUAAAAGUGGGAAACGCAAUUGGUGGCGUCGAUGACAAAAAGCGCUAUGAAGCCAUGGGAGCCAGACCAAAAGUUUUGGGAGACUUGAGCUCAGUCACUGGGAAGGGUAUUGGUGUAAUUGAGGACGAGAAGAGUGCCAAACACCGUGCUAGAUCCAUUCUGGCCAGUGCCAUCCCAGUCUCCCCAGUGUCCAGUGGUCCUUCCACACCUUGCGGCAUUAGUGUCACUCGUACUUCGUCAAAUAUGCCGAAAGGAUAUGUACCCAUCACAUCAACUGUGCUGACGCCCAUCAAUUUCCGUCCACCAUUUGUGGCUCACAAGCGACCUUCUGCUGUGAAACAUAUGGGCCAGGGAGGUAAGGUUUCCUCCUAUGUACCUUCUCCUGGCAUUGGAAACAUAGCACCUCCGACUCAUGUACGAAGCGAGUCGUCGCCAGCUGCUCUCCUUAGUGGUAACAGCAGUAAUGCCAACAUGCCAAAGAAUUUGUCGUCUAACGUUGUUAAAAAGCAAACGAAUGAGGUUUCUGUAAUCUCAGACAAGAUUCUCAAACCGUCUUUCUCCAGUAAUUCACAAAACUUGUCUCAGUCCACUGACAAUACGAAAAGCCCAAGCCCAGGGACAAAGAAUGUCCAAGUAAACUGCACAAAUGUUACCACCUCUAGAGACAGUGAUAAACCAGCUUCCGUAGUCAACAUAAUCCAAUCACCUCAGUGCACCGAUGGAAUAUCUAUUGUAACAACGACAAUAUCUUGUUCAAGUCCUUACACCUUAACUACUACAACUUCUUCAUCACUGGUAAAUGUAUCUGGUCAGAACCAAGGCUCCAAGAACUCUGAGACAUCAGUGCCACACACCUCGCCUAGUACAACGAGUAGUGUGAUGGCAUUUGCCUCCAUCACAGUUACAACAACCGCGGCAAAUCACUGUAAUUCUAACAAUACUGCAUCAACGUAUUCCUCAAGCACCUCUUCCAGGUCCUCCUCACCAGGGAUAUCCCUCACUACAUUUGGAUUAAAUUCUGAGGGUCGUGGAAUACCUGGUGCCAUUUGCUUUGCACUUGGAUCUGAUCAGAAAGGAACCAGAAGUCCCCAGCAUUGUGCCUCACCUCGCAGGACUUCUAAUUCAUCAGUUAUGAGCCCUACACCAGAUAUGUCGACUGCUGGACAGUCGCAAAAAGACGUGAAGCCUCCUACAGGAGUCAAAAGUCCAACUAUUAUCAUAAACAAUGCUCCUCCAACAACCACUGUAAAAGAGGAACACUGGUGGUCCGUUGAAAGUCCUGGUAGAAGCAAGCAGCAGAACAGUCAGAGCGGAAAGCUCGUCAACUCUACUUGGGUGAGGUUGAUGGGCGGCCAGGCUAAUAAUCGCCCAGGCUCUGGUCUCCCUUGGCGCACUGCCAGAGCGGUGUCCGGGCAACAUCUGAACCAGGCGAGAAAAGCAUCUCAUGAAGACGGAUCCAAUGGCACAACCUCACCAAACAGUGUAUCCUCGUCAACAGCUACCUUUAAUUAUACUCCAGCUGUUAAUUCUCCUCCAUCUUCUAACCUGUCAUCAGCCACCAACUCGGCUCCUUCAUCUCCACCACCAAAUCUUAAUCAACCUCACAACGAAGAUCUCAAGUCCAUGGCGUCUAAAAAUAUUUCGUCUGCAAUUCUGAGCUAUGAACUGAGUGCAAAGUGUGAAUCAGUAACAAGUCCCACAGAAACCAAACCAACUCAGACGUGGUCAGGAAGUGGAGUGGACAGUUCCAUGAAUGAUGGUGUAGUAACAAUGACAAGAAGAGACCUUGUGUGUCCGUCUUGCCAAAUGCUCUUUCCUCCAGAAAAACACCUCAAAUUCUUAGAUCACUUCGAAGUUUGUAGAGGACCAGAAUAUGCUGAUUUAUAGCCAUAGGUAAAUGUUUAGGCUUUUAUGAUAAUUAUUUUGUAGAGUUAAGAAAACAUGAAUAAGUUUCUUUUAGAAAAAAGAACCAGUGAUAUUUUUAUAAGGUGCACAAAUAAUUUUUCUGCUGAAGCCAUACUCGACAGUACAUUUGCGAUGUAAUCUUGCAGAAAGUUAUUGUAACAGGACUUUCAUUUCGUUUUUGCAGUUGUGAUUACACACACACGUGUUAUCAGAAUGCAAGCAAGUUCAUUUGAAAGUUCCUAAGUAAGGUAUCUAUUGGGUCCUGAAGUAGUAUCAUUCAGUAAGUAGAAGUAAUGUAUACGGUCCUGAUACCGGCAUUCGUUGAUAAUGAAAUAUAGCUGCAGAGGUUGUGAUUUUUAGAGUAAUGAAAUAAGCCUACACUGGCAUUUGGACUUAAACCAUGACAUUACAAAUGUAUGACACAGCUCUUCUGUUUAUUCAGUGUUGCACUGGAUAAACCGUACCUUUUGCAAUUCUUGAAGUGGCCUGGAAGGGGCUAGUCAUGAAUAGCACAUGUUCAGACGGUAGUUUGUUUGGAAGUUUCUUCUCAGACACCACGUCUUUCGAAUCCAGUCGACUACAGACAUGAAAUACAAUGACAGACCCAUUGAAAAGUGGAAGAGCUGAGCCUAAACUGUUCUUUGAAAUGAUAAAACAUGCAACGUCGCUGGGUCAUGACACAAGAACACUUUCUAUCUAUUUGUGACCACUUUUCCUUCGAUUGGCAUGAGAUACUAGUAAUAACCUUACUCUUAUUUAAAGUCAGUUACAGCUCACUGUGUAGUAGCGAUGAUUGAAGUCUGGUAUGAGUUUUCAAACUAAAUGGUAAGGAAGUCCCGGAAAUGUAUCUGUCCUGGAGUUCAGACCCUGUGUAUUAUUCCUCAUGGAAGUUGUAAGCUCAAUCGUUGGACAGUAAGAUGCAGUGAUUGCGCAAAGGGUUAACAUGAGUUGACAGUAUGUAGAGCAAAGCUUUGUGAGCCAUUAAAAACCUAGUUUGUGUUAAUUUUGCAUGUGUGUUGAAAGUGAUAGAACGGCUGUUAAAUUCAUGUCUUUAACAUGAGGGGUUCUCAGAUGUGUAGAGCAUGUAUGCCUAGUGACUGUUAAUCAGGAAAUUGCCUUCACUUUUUGGCCAUUAUUUCUAGACAGGGCAGUCUGGCAGCACAGUAGUUCUACAGGACCCUUUCUCUUUGGUCGUGAGUGUCAACGAAACAGUAAAUGAUCUUGAUCUCCAUACCUUAAAUUAGUCAUCAUUGCAAUUGUGAGUGGUGUGAGUUUGAUCAUUGAGUGAACAAUGAGAGAGUAUGAAUGUUCUUGGUGGGCACAGUGAUUCUGGGAGCGUCAUCCAUGGCAAGGCCUAUGAUGGGUUAGGUUAGUAUUGUGUCUGUGGGACCAUAGGUGAGGCUGAUAACUGAUUUAAUGGGUUGUUCGCCAAGGUCUGAUCUGUACCUAAAUUUUUCCUCAAGAGUAUAAAUUGUGUGAUAGAUUAAUCCAAUUUCUAGACUGUCAGGCUUCUUGGAAAAUAACUUCACAUUUUCAUGAAUUACCAGACAAUCUUGUACAUAGGUAUGUUCAGAUCACUCCAUUCGUUGGAUAAUCCUGGACUUUUACUGUAUCUCAUGUCUCCGAAAAUAUAUUCUACGAAACAGAAUGUACAUGUUACAUUAUAUUGUUAAUGUCUGUAAUGGCACAACUACACAUGUGCGUCACACACGUAUACACAACAUUGAUUACUAUAUGUGAUCCACAUAGUUUUUUUUUAAGAUCACAUGUAGUAAUAAGCAAAUUGUGUUUUAUUUUCAACGUUUAGUAAUAGACGUUUUAGCUUGGAAACCUGCAAACGUGAGAAGCAGUAGUAGCUUGUAGCAUAACACAUUUAUAAGAUGCUUAUAGAUCUGUUUAUGCGUCCUGCUAAGCACCUUUAGAUUCUGCCUACGUAAGGCGUCGUAGAUCCUUCAAACAUGCCUUAUCCUAUCUUAGCUUUUCGUCGUUCAAGUAGGAUUUCUAGAGUUACCUGUGAACAACACGAGUUUCAAAACUCCGAAAAGCACAGUAGAAUUUCAACCCAUUCAAAUUGGCUUCGUCGGGAAAUACUGAAAUUUGCAUCUCGUAAAGUACUGGAACCUUACAAAGAAGUAUCUGACGCAUUUGUUACAUGUCUACUGUAAGUACUUUCAGAUACAAUGCAUCAUUUCACAGCAGUUGUGCAACACUUGCACAAAUUGAGACAAAAUUCAUAUUAGGUUUCACGAGUUCGAUUAUAGUUCAAGAUACAUUUGUGUAAUUAUUAUGAUUUAUAUGUGACUGACGCGAUAAAGCUAUCAUUUGGAACUGUGCUUCGUCUUAAAUGCGUCAGUGGAAAGGUUAAGGUUUCAUACAGGUGUAUAACAGUUCAUACAUGUGCAUGUGUAUAUGUAUAUGUGUAUAUAUAUG
Molecule: messenger RNA, 6059 nt
Organism: Macrobrachium nipponense
Lineage: Eukaryota; Metazoa; Arthropoda; Malacostraca; Decapoda; Palaemonidae
Source: RefSeq, a predicted model, not a curated record